Molecule: messenger RNA, 2106 nt
Organism: Oncorhynchus kisutch (coho salmon)
Lineage: Eukaryota; Metazoa; Chordata; Actinopteri; Salmoniformes; Salmonidae
Product: apoptosis regulatory protein Siva
Exons: 4
Coding region: 93-581 (162 amino acids)
Biological process (GO): extrinsic apoptotic signaling pathway
Molecular function (GO): CD27 receptor binding
Source: RefSeq, a predicted model, not a curated record
UUCCGCGAAGGUAGCUGGCUAUAAGAACGGUAUUUAUUUAUUUUGAUCCCUGUGUUGAAGCAAGCAAAUUUGGUCGCGUGUUCUUCGUAGAAAUGACUAAAAGAGCGUAUCCUUUCGCUGAGUCAUUCUCAUCACAGUAUAAAAUUCACGUUGGACAAAAGGAGUUGAAUCAUCACGGCGUAUUUGGGAACACGUACAGGCAAGAGGUCUUCGAAAAGACAAAGGACCUGCUCUUCAGUGGGACCAAAGCUGUCAUGGGGAAAAUCUGGAAUAUAGAUGCAGAGAAGUGCUCAGCAAUACAGCCAUCGGGGUCAGGUAUGAAACCUGAUGUGAGCCAGACACUCCUGAGGGGACAGACACUGAUUGGGCAGGAUGGCAGACUACAGAGAACUACACCUGUUCAAGGUUCAGUGUUGGCUCCAGUGGGGUGCUGUGUGUGUCAGAAGGCCCAGGGCACCAGGAGGCCGUGCUCCCAGUGUGACCGCCCAGCCUGCCCCUCCUGCAUCCAGCAGUGCGCCAGCUGCUCCAGAUCCUGCUGCUCUGUCUGCACUGUCAUCGAUCUCCCCUCCCGGAGGACCUGAGCCUUAAGACCAUGCUUCAGGCCUACCUGACCCUACCUGGCCUGACAGCUCCUGGCUCUCCCUGUCCCCAGUCCACCUGAUUGUGCUGCUGAUCCAGUUUCUGUUGUUCUGCCUGCGGCUAUGGAACCCUGACCUGUUCACCCGACGUGCAACCUUGUCCCGGACUUGCUGUUUUGACUUUCUAUUUCUCUCUCGCUCGCUCUCUCUACCAGACAAGCUGCCUCGACCUCUGAAUGCUCGGCUAUGAAAAGCCAACUGACAUUUACUCCUGAGGUGUUGACCUGUUGCACCCUAUGUAACCACUGUGAUUAUUUGACCCUGCUGGUCAUCUAUGAACGUUUGUUCUUCAAGAUAUUCAACCUAGCCUUAAUGGCCACGUACUCUUAUAAUCUACACCCUGCACAGCCAGAAGAGGCUGGUCCUGUAGGUUUCUUCCUAGGUUCCUGCCUUUCUAGGGAGUUUUUCCUAGCCACUGUGCUUCUACAUCUGGAAUGCUUGCUCUUUGGGGUUGUAGGCUGGGUAUCAGUAUAAGCACUUUGUGACAACUGCUGAUGUAAAAAGGGCUUUAAAAAUCUAUGUGAUUGAAUUUGAUAGGCCAGAUGGAAUUAUCACCAUAUUGCUUAUCAGAGACGACAGUGGUGCCACUUCUGUAUAGAUUUUUACCUAUCUAAUCCUUUGUUCACCUCAAGUGCUUUGGGGGUUCAUCAGUCGAAGCACAUUUGUUGGAAAAUAAAUCUUAAAAAACUGGCAACACAUCACUGGAAGUAGGCUACUGGGGCUGUCUCAAGUUAGGCGUGGGUCAAAUAUUAGCCAUCCUAGUAAACACAUUGCAGGUGUGUACAUGCCUGGCUGUCAUCUGAAACAUUUACUUGAAUUAUUCUCUGUUCAUUUAUUAUAAGGUGGAUGCCAGAGCUGGGGUUAUUCUCCCUUUGCUCACUCUGUAAUGGCAUUGUGUUAAUGCACUCUUAAAAUGGGAACGUGCAGCUGUCAGGGUUCAACACAUCCCUACAUCUGUCACUCUAAUGUAACUCUGAAGUUCACAGUUUUCCUCCUAAGAUUGUUCCUCUCCCCCUAGCAUAUGUAUGGGGCCCUAUGAGGAGAAGAGGCCGACUGGUCAGGCUUGGACACCAACUGCAGUGGGAGCGUGUGGCUUUGUCUUUCACCCAUUCUUUUGGGGACCAGCUGUGCCCGGAGUGCGAGCGCCGAGCACAGCGAUGCUACUGCUAUAAAUAUGCGUCAGUGAGUGAGUGACAGCUGUGCAGUGGACCAAGGACACACUGUCUUGGCACUCCACGGACGAGUCACUCCAAACAAGGCAACCCCAGCAUGACCUGAACACCAGUGAUAUAUAUCCAACUGUCUAGCUAAUUGUCAUUCAUGUAUUCAAUUUCAUAAUGUAAGUUAUGUAUUGCAGAAGCAUUUGAAUGAAGCCAAACCAAUUCUGUGACAAAAUAAAAGGAAAUGUAACUGAUAAAUUUUACGACAAUGUCUAUUUUUAUUGUUACUGUUUCUGAGAGCAGUGUGA